This is a messenger RNA of Electrophorus electricus (electric eel), 3251 nucleotides long. RefSeq names its product semaphorin 4e (gene sema4e). Gene Ontology annotation, molecular function: chemorepellent activity; semaphorin receptor binding. Gene Ontology annotation, cellular component: plasma membrane. Lineage: Eukaryota; Metazoa; Chordata; Actinopteri; Gymnotiformes; Gymnotidae. Gene Ontology annotation, biological process: negative chemotaxis; positive regulation of GTPase activity; positive regulation of cell migration. The record is from RefSeq and is a predicted model, not a curated record.
GUGUGUGUGCAUGUGUGCGCGCACGGGAGGGCAGCCUGUUGUGGCGUGCUCUUUCUCCCUGGUCUCGCAGGCUGUGGAAUCUCUCUGGAGCUCAUUCACUCCUCACCGCAGGGCCCAAGCAGUUUGACUUCCACGGCAACAAUGCGUCGGACCCCAUGAGCGCCAAAGACGCUGUCCAGGAGAGACAGCAGACGAUCUGCACGGCCUGGCCGAGCCUGGCCCCUCCUUCACGAUCAUAUAAAGAUGGCCUCACGCUGUUCCCACUCCUUUGAAGAGGCAGCCCGCGUGGACAAAGCCGAGUCAUAUAUCUCCGUGCCGAGGCGCCCUUGACGGGAGUGGGGGAGGCUGCUCCGAGCAGCUGCUCUCGGGAGAUCCCAGCACACAUCCCAUCCCUCGCGCCCUGCCCCUCCGGGAGGCUGCGAGAGUCCUCGCGUGGGAGUCUAGGACAUGCUGUGGCUCCUGCUGCUGUGUGUGUGGGCUCUGGGCGUCCUGCCCGCCGCUGAGGACUGGCCUGCCCACACCGAGCCCCGGAAAAGCUUUAGCCUUAGCAGUAACGGGGGGCGUGUGUUUCGAGAGCAGGGGGUGUGGAACUACUCCACCAUGCUGCUGAGGGAAGAUCUGGGUCUGCUCAUCUUGGGAGCUCGGGAGUCCAUCUUUGCCCUAGAGCUCACCAACAUCACCCAUAAAAUGGCGAUGGUUAAGUGGGAAGUGACCACUGAAAUGCAAGAUAAAUGUUCACGCAAAGGAAAAAAUUUGGAGAUCGAGUGUCAGAACUACAUCCGGGUUCUUCACCGCAUGAGCGAUGGAAGGAUGUAUGUGUGUGGGACCAACGCGUUCAGUCCGACCUGUGACAUCAUGUCAUAUACAAAUGACACACUGACACUGGAAAAUCAAGUGGAAGAUGGGAAGGGGAAGUGUCCUUUUGAUCCUUUUCAGAGAUACACCUCAGAACUCGUUGAUGGAGAACUGUUUUCCGCAACCUCCAUCAAUUUCCUGGGCUCCGAGCCGGUGAUGAUGCGUAGCUCCGUCGAACCUGUACGGACGGAAUUCAAGACCUCUUGGCUCAAUGAGCCCACUUUCAUUGGCAUGGAGCACAUAGCCGAAGGACAGCAAAAUCCGGAGGGGGACGAUGACAAAAUGUACCUCUUCUUCAUCGAAACCGCGGUGGAAUACGACUUCUACAACAAGCUAGAAGUGUCGCGCGUAGCGCGUGUUUGCAAGAACGAUAUGGGCGGGCAGCGGACGCUGCAGAGGAAGUGGACGUCGUUCGUGAAGGCUCGCUUGGACUGUCCUGUCCGUGACACUAGCCUCCCUUUCCUCAUACAGGAUGUGUUCCGCUUCUGUCCGGGCGACUGGCGCACUUGCGUGUUUUACGCCGUCUUCAUCCCCCAGGCGGACACCUCGUACUACUCUGCAGUGUGCGCUUAUAAAGUAUCGGACAUUAGGGAGGUUUUCUCAGAAGGCAAGUUCAAGAUUCCGGUAACUGUGGAGACCUCGUUCGUUAAGUGGGUGAUGUACAGCGGCGAACUGCCCUUCCCUCGUCCAGGAGCUUGUAUUAAUAACGAAGCCAGACAGCGGGGUUAUCAUAAGUCUCUCGAUCUGCCCGACAAAACCCUUCAGUUUAUCAGAGACAAGCCGCUCAUGGACCAGGCAGUUCAGCCGGUCACCGAUGGGCCCCUGCUGGUUAAAAAAGGAGCUGCGUUUACGCGUAUAGUCGUGGCAAAUGCAACUGCCUUGGACGGAAGCAGUCAUGAAGUCAUGUUCAUCGGGACAGAAAGCGGUUCAGUGCUGAAGGCAGUGAACUAUGAUGGUGAGAUGGUUAUAAUAGAGGAGCUACAGGUCUUUCAGCAUUCUGAGCCUAUAAAAAUACUUCGUCUCUCCAAUGAGCUGUACGCAGGCUCGGAGGUGGGGGCCGCGCAGAUACCACUGAGCUCGUGCGACCAUUACGGCUCCUGUCUGGACUGCGUGCUGGCCAGAGACCCCUACUGCGGCUGGGACCUGGCUGCUGAACGGUGCGCAGCCAUAAGCAGCGUUCACCCAGACGCACACAGUCAGGUGAUUCAAAGCCUCAGAGACGGGAACGCUACCCGCUGCCCUCCACUGGGCAGCGGGAAGGCUGCGAACGUCUCUUUCCUCCCGGGCUUCAGCGUCAAACUGCUGUGCCAGCCAGGGUCCAACCUGGCCCAGCUGCAGUGGCACGUAGACGGACACCCAAUCGUCAACUCCAACACCCACCACAUUCACCGCGACGGCCUGAUCAUCCUCAACGCCUCGGCCUCGGCCGUCGGCCGCUACACCUGCACCUCCGUGGAGUCCUCCCGCGGCAGAGACUACGUCACCCAGAACGUCGUGUACGAGCUGAGUCCGCGCGCUGGUCCGGGCGGUGCCUCGGGGGAGACGAUGUCACGCACACAGGGACGACAGCACAACCUGCUGGUCCUGGUGGUGAUGGUUGUUCUCCUGUCAUUAACACUAGCAGCGUUAGUGCUAUGGAACUUCCACAAAGGGUACUUUGCCUUACCGGAGCGCUGCAGGCAGGAACAGAGACAGUCUCGCGCCCUGGAACCACUGCAGGCUGUGGGCAGAACACCACCAGCACCCAGGGAGAGCAGCAACAGCAACCACAACAGGAGCGUUGACUGCUCGAAUACCGAGGAGAAAGACCACUUGAACCAAGCCCAUAGGUAGACGAGGCAUUCCAAUUCCGUGUAAAACGCCUCAUUCUGAGUAACCACCCCCUGCGCCGCGCAUAACACAUUUAUGGACAAGCGCGAUGGACAAAUUUGAUUACAAUUUUGCGGCAAAUAACCACAACUUGACGGCAACGACAGCAGCAAUAUUUCUGCAUGAUUCCGCUUUCAUAAAACGGGGCGCAGAAACACGAUCGUCGAGUCUUUGCGGGGUACGACAGCCCUCUGAAAGGCACACGUAUCUAGACUCCCCCGACCUUGGCUUUGGAAACACGUGCCCUGUUCCAACCUGUGGCGGGCGAGGCCACUGAGCCUGGCCCCGGGCUGCCUUGGCAGUGCCAACAGCACAUGAACAAACGCACCAAGCCUCCAGCACUCCCGGCUUCAGUCAUGCAAGCGCUAACCUUUUUAACCUUCUAACAGUGCAAUUUAAGGGCCCUUUUAGACUGAUUUAUUUUAAGGUUGCAAGAAACUGAAUUUUUAACAUUGUAAUUGCUGUGUUUUGUACAAAGCUUGAAUGAAAUUUACUUUGUUAAGAAAUAAAUAAUUUAAAAAUGCAGU